Messenger RNA from Acaulospora morrowiae, 2511 nucleotides. The record is from the annotation of a GenBank genome assembly. NCBI's taxonomy places the organism in Eukaryota, Fungi, Glomeromycota, Glomeromycetes, Diversisporales, Acaulosporaceae.
AUGAACGAAGAGGACUUAAACCAUAAACCACAAAAUAGGGAAAGCUUUCCACGUUCAUUAUAUCUGGGUCUCGACCCCUCCCAGUAUCAAAGUUUUUCAAUAAAUAGUGCACUCGAAGGAAAUCAAAUUCGACAGCAGACGGAACAGACAGGCUUAAUUUCCGCGCGGAAUCGUGUUUGCGCCUUCUUGAAGCAGCAUUCUUCUUAUGACGUCUUACCUGUUAGCUAUAGAAUAAUAGUAUUAGACACUAGCUUGCUUGUAAAAAAGGCUUUGGCUGCAUUGAUGCAGAAUGGAGUUGUUUCGGCACCACUUUGGGAUUCCACCAAUCAAAAAUUUGCUGGAAUGCUUACUGUAUCUGACUUCAUUAAUCUAAUACAGUAUUAUUACAAGCAUUCGUCUUAUUCUGUUGCAUUGGAAGAAAUCGAACAAUUUCAGAUACAACAAUUGAGAGAUGUCGAGAGUCGUUUAGGUUCGCCUUCACCUCAACUGAUGUCCAUACAUCCACUAAAAUCGUUAUACGAAGCAUGUAAAUUAUUAGUGGAGGCACAUGCACAUCGGUUACCUCUAGUCGAUGAGGAUUCAGAGACCGGACAGGAGACAAUUGUAUCCGUGUUGACGCAGUACAGAAUCUUGAAAUUUAUCGCUAUGAAUUGUAAGGAGACGAAAGACCUGAGGAAGCCAUUAUCAGAAAUAAAGAUAGGAGUUUACGAAAACAUUGCUACCGCGAAGAUGUCAACGCCUGUCAUAGAAGUUGUUAAUCUUUUCGCAGAAAGACGAAUAUCGUCGGUUCCCAUAGUGGAUGACAAUGGGACCGUGUUAAAUGUAUAUGAAACGAUGUUGGUUAGGGCUGGUGCAUAUGACGGAAUGGAUCUUCCGGUCGGUGAGGCAAUGUUGAGAAGAACCGAGGAUUUUCCCGGGGUUCACACUUGUACUCUCAAUGAUUGUCUUAAUUCAAUGUUUGAUUUGAUAAGAAAGGCACCAGUACAUCGUCUGAUCGUGGUAGAUUCGGAAAAUAAGUUGAAGGGAAUAGUAUCGCUAUCAGAUAUUAUGCGCACGAUAGCGUUACUUCCGGUGGACAUAUUUUUGGUCUCUUCUACAACCAACCCAGAUACCGGUCUAAAACACUCAUGGGCCACCAAAGAGCAGGUUGAUAGCAUUGUGGGUGAACUAAAGUUUGUUUAUUAUGGAAUGUACGGUUUAAUUGCGGUUUUUUGCGCGGUCCUCAUUCCUUUUGCGUAUUUUUACUUUGAAGAACUCGAAGAGGAUGAAACAAGUCAACAACGCUUCUUAGGGGCGUUGAAAUAUACCGCGUUCUUUAUAGCAUUCAUUUUUACUUGUUUGAUCUUUGGCAUUCUUAUACAGCCACAGGAGAAAACACCAAUUGACUUGGACUUUUUCAGAAAGCUGUUGACCGGAAGCAUGGGAGAAAGGAGCAUUUCGUUCGUGAUGGCGGUUCUCAUGAUCGUGGGAAUGGCGGUGUCUAUUACUUACACUGCUCCCGGGCUUUCCCUUCUCCCAAUUGGCAUGAUCAAAGGAACGAAACAGUACGAUACUUUAGAAAAUGCGGAAAUUGUCAAUAAUCUUGUUCUUAAUCGCGAGAAACAAAGGAUUAUCAGAGCGAAAUAUCAAGGUUCCAACAAUGCAAUGUCAAGAAUUGAUACCAAGGAAAUGGAAAAGUUGCAAACUGAAGAAAAAAUUUUGGUCCGUCAGUUAAGAGAAUCCGAGGCUUCUCGAACUGGAAUAUGGAACAAGAUUUUAUAUAUCUUGAGACCAUUUGAGUUUGUAGGUGGCAUCAUAUUGCUUCUUCUGACGGUUGGGAUCGUGCUCUCCGUGUUCUUGACCUGUAUUGACAAGAUCAAGAAUUCAGUGUGUGGAAAGGACUGUGGAUAUAUCAUUAGUCAUUCCGAGAUAUUUAACCCCCUUAAUUAUAUCUUCGUCCAUUUAUCAAAAUAUUUCCCGGUCGAUUACUUUUUCGCCGUCCUCUUGAUCCUUUAUUUCUUCAGCAGCACCGUGGUUGGCGUCGUAUCAAUUGGAAUUCGCUUUUUAUGGAUUCAUCUCUACAAGAUUCGCAGAAGUGCUACCCCACCUCAGGCAUUACUUUUUGCCGCAAUGGUACUGAUGAUGAGUUUGUUAGCACUGAAUUAUACCCUAACAAUGGUGGUGGCUCCACAAUACGCACAAUUUGGAAGCCAGAAAUAUUGUAACCAUACUGUCGGGGAAGUGCGUGAUUGUCACGAUUAUCCGCAACUGAUUAUUCCUUGUGACGUCACCGCACCAACAGAUAUUUGUACGCCGACCAUAACUUCUACAUUCCUUCAUCGUAUAAUGAUGAAUACUCCGUUCUUUGGUGUCGUAUUUUACUAUGCUCAGUGGGCAUUUUUAGCUGUGGUAGGGGUUGGAAUCAUCUGGUCACUGAUUAGAUCGCCUGGCAGGGCAUAUGAUGACGGUGCACUCGAGGAGGAAGAAGAAGGGUUAUUGAAUUCUUCCAGAAAUAGAAAUAACCAACAAUAA